AUAUUCUUUGCCGUUAGAAGUAUCAUAGUAGCGUUUGGCACUGGGCGAAACAAGCAACAACUUUCAGUUUAUUUCAUAUCAAUCCACGAUGGGGAAACUCAAUCAUGAUAACUACUUUUACAAAUUGACUUGAUUGAAGGUGUCAUGAAUUAUCCAGGUAAGAGCAAUAGGCUUUCACCACCGAAUUACGGUGUCAAAAAGAAGAGGAAAGAUACUAGCAUCCCUGCACAUCUAUCUAUUGAUAACAACAGCAGCAUCGACAUCUACAGCGAGACGAAUCGCUUGUUUCCAUCAGAUUCCUUAUCAAAAUCCAAUGAAAUCGUGGUCGUUAGUAAUCCUUUUGACGAUAACCUAGUUACUGUACCUGAAUCGACACGAAUUCACGCGAUCGAUGAAUUCACGGAGAUAAUACAUAUCAUGGAAAUACAGAAGCGAGGUCUGCAUCGGGAUCAUCUGCAGCAGCAGCAUCAUCAACUUCAGCACCAUUGUCAUCACCACCAGACUCAUCAACAACAUCAUCAUAAGCAAUGUCAUCAGUAUCAUCAGUGUGAACAGCUGCAACAUCAGUUGCAGUAUUGUCAGCACCAACAGCACCAACAAAAGCAAUCCCAACACCACCACCAGUAUCAACAGCAACAGCAACAACAGCACCAACAACAGCAAUACCAACACCACCACCAGCAUCAACAGCAACAGCAACAACAGCAAUACCAACACCACCACCAGCAUCAACAGCAACAGCAACAACAGCACCAACAACAGCAACAACAACAGCAAUACCAACACCACCACCAGCAACAAAAGCACCAACAACAGCACCAACAACAGCAAUACCAACACCACCACCAGCAUCAACAGGAACAGCAGCAGCAACAGCAACAACAGCACCAACAACAGCGAUACCAACACCACCACCAGCAUCAACAGCAGCAGCAGCAGCAGCAGCAGCAACAGCGACAACAUCACUACCAGCAUCAACAGCAACAGCAGCAGCAGCAGAAACAGCAACGACAGCAUCUGCAUCGACAAGAGAAUCUACAUUCACAACAGCAGCGGCAUCAGCGUCUGUAUGAGCAACAGAAGCUGCAUGAGCAACAGCAGCUGCGUGAGCAACAGGAGCUGCGUGAGCAACAGAAGCUGCGUGAGCAACAGCAGCUGCGUGAGCAACAGAAGCUGCGUGAGCAACAGCAGCUGCAUGAGCAACAACAGAAGCAGCAGCUGUCGGUGAACGUGGAUUGUACGCAUAUGUCAGUGAGCACCCACUCGUCUAUGCCAAGUAUUCAUACGGAUUACCGGUCUUCUAUUUUUAACUUCCCGGUUCCGAAGCCUAGUAUCUGGAACCCCGAUUCAAUGAACAUCUUGACUCGUAUGCAUAUGAGUAUGAACAACAUGAACAUGGAUGAGCCGGCAGAUGAGUUAAAAAUGCGGAAAUUCGUGGUGAGAAGUAUAUUGGAAGCGUUAGGGAUAACUAAGAACAAGAGAACACCCGAAGAUGUUUCCUCGAGUGCAGGACGGGAGCAAUCUGAUCAGUCAUUGUACAAUAUAGAGGAGGAUGAGUUGAAUAAUAGCUCAUCUGAGGACCCACUGUUAUUAUCCUAUUAUACGGAUAAUUCCCCAGAAAUACUGAGCUCGGCGAACGACAAAGACCUGCCCUUCAGCCUCGACUUCGACGAUCUGGACCCGGAGCUCGGUAUCUGCGGCGACUGCAAUAUUGUCAUCUAUUACAGUGACGAGUCCAUAAUGUGCGGUGCUGGCUGUAAGACUUGGUUUCACCGCAAGUGCAGCGGCUUGACCUUCAUGGCUCAUCACUUGCUCCUCACGACCCCUGACACCAAAUGGAUCUGCGACUACUGUUUCCAAGUCGUAGAGCUACCGAUUAUCCAUUAUAAAAACUGAACGUACCUUUUAACAUAUGUGACGAGCGCAAGCCUUUAGUUUCUUUGUUUCUUCUUGUAUCUCGAACUGCGCAAAAAUUAUUAUAUUGCAUAUUGUGCGCUUAUGCGAGAAAGCUAGUUUAUUUUGUGACGCUCUUUGCGAGGUAAUAAAAGUAAAUAGAGGCUCGA
Molecule: messenger RNA, 2063 nt
Organism: Phymastichus coffea
Lineage: Eukaryota; Metazoa; Arthropoda; Insecta; Hymenoptera; Eulophidae
Product: putative mediator of RNA polymerase II transcription subunit 26
Exons: 2
Coding region: 145-1896 (583 amino acids)
Source: RefSeq, a predicted model, not a curated record